Balearica regulorum gibbericeps (East African grey crowned-crane) is the source of this 948-nucleotide messenger RNA. Lineage: Eukaryota; Metazoa; Chordata; Aves; Gruiformes; Gruidae. The record is from RefSeq and is a predicted model, not a curated record.
AUGGAAAAGCCGGAGCUGAGGGCCGGGGGCGAUGGUUGCAGAGAGCUGGAGCCGAAGCAGGUGAAAGUUUUGGAAGCUCAAUAUACUUUGCUUUACCAGAAUAUACAGUAUGGCUGCAGGGUUCUGGUUGAUGCACGGGACAAACUGGGGAUCCCUUGGCAGUACACAGAGAAUGAGAAGCAUGGAAUGUUUUUGAUGGCUUUUGAAAACAAAGCUGGAAUGCCCAUAGAGCCUGCCACCUUCCAGCUGUAUGUACCUGCCCUGGGCGCACUGUGGAGGGAUUCGGGAAUCAAGGAAGCCUUCAGCCGUCGGAGCGAGUAUCAGCUGGGUGAAUCGGUCAAAUACUUCCUGGAUAACCUGGAUCGAAUCGGUCAGCUGAAUUAUUUCCCCAGCAAACAAGAUAUUUUGCUGGCUAGAAAAGCCACCAAGGGGAUAGUAGAGCAUGAUUUCAUCAUUAAAAAAAUACCUUUCAAGAUGGUGGAUGUAGGUGGACAGAGAUCUCAGCGUCAAAAGUGGUUCCAGUGCUUUGAUGGAAUAACUUCAAUUUUGUUUAUGGUCUCCUCCAGUGAGUAUGAUCAGGUUCUCAUGGAAGACAGGCGCACAAAUAGACUUGUGGAGUCCAUGAAUAUUUUUGAGACAAUAGUCAAUAACAAGCUUUUCUUUAAUGUUUCUAUUAUCCUAUUCCUCAACAAGAUGGACCUUCUUGUAGAGAAGGUAAAGACUGUCAGCAUUAAGAAGUAUUUCUCGGACUUCAAAGGUGACCCUCACAGGCUAGAAGAUGUUCAGCGUUAUCUGGUGCAGUGCUUUGACAGAAAGAGGAGAAACCGCAGUAAGCCGCUCUUCCAUCACUUCACCACUGCCAUAGACACUGAAAACAUCCGCUUUGUGUUUCAUGCAGUGAAGGACACAAUCCUUCAAGAGAAUCUGAAGGAUAUUAUGUUGCAGUGA